This is a messenger RNA of Myripristis murdjan (pinecone soldierfish), 4250 nucleotides long. RefSeq names its product GABA(A) receptor-associated protein like 2 (gene gabarapl2). NCBI's taxonomy places the organism in Eukaryota, Metazoa, Chordata, Actinopteri, Holocentriformes, Holocentridae. The coding region runs from base 187 to 564 and encodes 125 amino acids. The transcript has 4 exons. The record is from RefSeq and is a predicted model, not a curated record.
ACAGUGACGUCACCUCCUGGCCGGACAGACGGGGGCUGGAAGCUUCUGGCAGAGAGACAUUGUUGACGUUUUGUUUUGAUCUUUUUCUACCUGGAUUUUUGCUCCAUUGCAUCGACAUUAGCCGCUUCUGUUAGACGUCUGCGCCACGACACUAGCGUCACGCCUCAGUGUGGGGAGCCAGCAAAAAUGAAAUGGAUGUUUAAAGAGGAUCAUUCCCUCGAGCACCGAUGUGUGGAGUCAGCCAAAAUACGCAACAAAUAUCCCGACCGAGUGCCGGUGAUUGUGGAGAAGGUGUCCGGCUCGCAGAUAGUGGACAUCGACAAGAGGAAGUACCUGGUGCCCUCUGACAUCACGGUGGCCCAGUUCAUGUGGAUCAUCAGGAAACGCAUCCAGCUGCCCUCAGAGAAAGCCAUCUUCCUUUUCGUCGACAAAACGGUCCCCCAGUCCAGUCUGACUAUGGGCCAGCUGUACGACAAGGAGAAGGACGAGGACGGCUUCCUGUACGUGGCCUACAGCGGAGAGAACACCUUCGGUUUCGAGGCCUUUUAUACAUCGCGGGGUUAACGCUGUGCUGUAUGCCACUCUGUCUCCCUCACACACACACACACACAUGAACACACACACACACACACGUACACUGACAGCAGGGCCCGACAUCUACUGGUGCACACUGUUAUUGUCUGACGCUAAGCUUUGACGGAUAUAUCGGUACUGACGUGUUACACGUGUGACGCACCGACACGGUCAGCACAAGCAGCACUUCAGCACAACCAGUCAUGAUUACGUUACCAACACCUGCAUCUCAGGCAGACCUGUGUGGAUCCAAAACUAAAAGUUGCCAGAAUAAACAAAACGUUUAAAAGCUACUCUUUCAAACUCAAAGAUUGUAAGAAAUUUUUUCAACACGCCAUAAUUUUUACAUCACCAUAAAAAAAAAAAAUUCAGUAAAAUCAUUAUCCCACAUAGGUACAUCAUAUAACAUUAAUUUUCCUAUAAUCAGCAUCAGACAAGAAACCUGUUGGGCUCUAACGCACACACAUGCACACACUCCAGCGAUCACACUUCACUCCACCCGGUAACGCUUCGUUUCUUUCAGCAAAGCUUGAUUAAGUCAUAGAAAAACCACAUCGGGGAGAAGAAUCCUUAUAAUCAUGUGAUCAUUAACCAUGCUAUGGAUGCAUUUGUAUGUAUUUAGACUUCAGUAUGUAAAUUUAAAUCUGUAGGUGCACUCGGCAGGAUGAUAGACUGUGAACGCAGGAAUGGCAACAAGCCACUAAGCAGAUUGAGCCGACGACACGCUGGUUACCAGGCGGCCGGCGUCCAGUCUGUCCAGCUCAGGGCCAAACCAUCAGCCAAACACAUCAACACUUUACCGCAGACGCACUGUGCUGCACGACAAGCAGCCUGUAAGCCCGUCAGGAGCAGAGGUCAGGUUUUCUUAUGUUGUUAUCAGAUCAUAUCACCAAUUUGACCCAAAAGGGGAAAAAAAAGAAUCUGUCGGAUGAUCAAAUCUCCUGAUCAGGGCAUUCCACGAGUUACUUUGCGAUCAAGCGUUUUAUUUUGCUAUGUCCUCACUGCACCUCUACCUCAGUUUGUGAUUUCCUGCAUUUCCAGAAUUCUUUCUGACAACCGCCAAAAGAACUGGCCCGAUGAGGCCCAGGAAUUUUAUCUGUGGGAUAACGCAGCGGGUUUUUCCAGUCAAGCAGAAGCGAGUGUGGCCACCCAUGAUCAGAAUGCAUGUCUUGUGGCAGUGUUGCAUUCUGGUCUGUUGAGGCUACUGUCGAUGAUGGAGAAAUUAGCAUCUGUGCCUCUUCUAGGAUGAGUUUCUCUCCCUGUGUGAUUGUUGUGAAAAACGGCGGCUGCAUAAAGGAGCCCUCAGUCUUUGAUUCUGAGGUACUGGCACCAAAAUCUGAACUUUACACAAACUCCAUUAUGGCUGCGCUGGACAUAUUUCAACAUGAUGUCACUUUGUCAACAUUUGCACAGUCGUCCCUUUGAAUAAAUCAAAAAACAUCACCCAAACAACAAAAAGGACCUAGAAAUUCAAGGCACGUUCAUGGACCAACCACACAAAAGCUAAUUCCAGGUUCUUUUUGACGGCUGACGUGAAACUGGCAUUAACUCCGGAACAAAAUGAGGAAGAAAAGUGGAUGGAUGCAGACAUAUUGACCUGAUUCACAGUGGAAACUUUAGAAGAUUUGAAAGCUCGCCCGACUCAGUGCCAGAUAGUUUGCAUUAUGAUCUUUUGGAAAUUUUGUUCUUUUAAUGGGUGACAGGCGACGGGUGAUGAGCACCAUCGGAAGUGCCGAAAUUUACCUUAAAAACAGUCACACACCCUAAAUCAUUAAAGAGGAACUGAAUCCCAAACCCAAAUCUGUUUUGAAGCCUGACCUCUAGUGGUGAAAAGUAGGGCGGCUGGUCUUUGGUGGCAGGUGAUGUCAUCAGCCACCCUACUUUUCACCACUAGGGGUCAGGUUUCAUGCAAAUUUCAGGGUUUUCUCUUUAAACAGAGAGAGAUUUGUCAGGGUGGAAUUUUCCCUCUAAUAUCCUGUCAUGAGCUCUGCAGCCGCUCUGAACUGUUAAAUCUCUGAUGUAUUGUUAAUGCGCAAGAGAUUGCUUAAAACGGAGUUAUGAUUGUUAUCUUUUUUUUUUUUUUUUUUUUUAAAUAUACCAUCAGUUUAGAAACGGUUUGCGGGCGGCAGCACUAAAGGAAACAUCCAGCACUUACGGUGUUGCACCUUGCAUCCCUGUGUUAAUUUUAAUUUAGCAGUGCAACUCAUAAAUUUCAGGUUAUGGUGUCAGCACCUCAGAAUCAGAAUAACGGCUUCUUUCCAGAGUCAACAUUUACCGCCAACACUCAGCAGUCACACACAGCAGCUAUAGCGAGUUUUACAGCGACAGUUUGGGUUCUUACCGUACAGCAGAAUUUGCAUAUGAGUGUAAUAGAUGCACCAGGUUUGGCCUGUCAGCACCCUCCCUGUUGUGAGAGGAGCACUUCACCGGGGGUGCUGUCAUCCAGAAUCAACUGUACCACCCCCUUGCUAACUGGUGGGAACUACUUUGGCUGUAUUACUACGCAACAGUUAGCAAGCAGGAGGGCUGAAAGAGAGCAGCGAUGACACAUCGGCCACGGUUUGAAAUUGUGUUUUUUACAAGAUCAACUUUAUUCAUCUUGGAUCCCAGUGCAGCGCUCAUUCGCUCAACAAGGAUGGCGCUGACGGGUCAGCCUUGGAGGAUCUACCAGACUUGUGUGAGAGAGCAAACACCACCAUACAUCCCAUGAGAGUGAUCAUACAAACUAGUUAUCUAGCUUUCUGUAUGUAAAUGUCCAAUCCUUGUUUUUAGUGGCUGUCAUGGGGCUUUCUGCAAUCUUUAGGAAAUCACUGCCGUAAGUGGAAGAGCAUGAGGCGGGCUGAGGGAGAGUAGGUACAAAAAACAAAACAAAAAAAAACCUUGAUUACAAAGUUCUCCCUGGAUUCCUGACUGCCAUCACCCCAACUCUCUGAACCUGCAGCCGGAUCCUGUCAGCGCUGCAGCUCCAGUCCACCGCGUCAGCACGUGAUGAGCAGAUAUGAGUGUCAUCAAAAACACUUUAUGACUAGAAAGAGUUUAUCCACAUGAGCAACAGGGUUCACUUUAAAUAGAGUUAACUCAGAAUAUACUGAACCCAAGCCAAUUCUAUCUUCAAUUUCAAUUUUCUGAUUAUCUCACACUCAAAAUUAACUUUUAAUGUGCUUAUGAUGUGUUAGAGUUUUUAUUUUAUUUUGAACACCGUGUUUAUACAGACUGUCGUGAGAAUAUAAAACGCAUCAUACACUCCACUUUCCCACCGACACGUCUCAUAAUUUCUGAUGAGCUCUUGAGGUAAUUUGAACACAUUUCUCAAAGAUGACAAUGAAAAAUCAGUAAUGCAUCUUUUUUUUUUUCCCCAGACACUGACGAUUUGGCUGUUAUUGUAGUUUUGGUGCUGAAUUGGUUUAUGAAAUCUGGUGUUUCCAUCGUUUGAGCCCUUUUACCUUCCACAUUUGUACACCAUAAAGCCGAUUCAGGCUCUUAAACAUGGGAUGUAACACUGACAGUAUUCCUAGAAGUGUAAUAUAUUGAUCGAAUGCUAUGAUAUACAUUAUUGUUUUCUUUCAUCAGUGUUGUUUGAUUGUUUAUUAUAUCUUAAAAACGUCAAAGAAUUUUAGAUAUUUCAAAAAGGUGAAGGUAGCUGGAUGACCUGACCAAUAAAAACAAAUGUAAAAUGA